AUGGUCCGCGGCGCCGACUACGACAACGGAGUCCCCCAGAGCGACAACGCCAUUCCGGCAGGCGAAACCAAGGCCCACGGCACUGGCCCAACGAACGCCGACCUGAGCCGCUCCCACAAGACCGCCCCUCUGCCCGAAGAAACCGGCUCGCAGCGCGAAGUCUUCAGCGGACAAGGGAGCUCUGGUCCCACGAAAUCUGGUAGCGGCAAGGGUGGCCACGAGCCGAAGUCGCUUGGCGAGAACAAGGGUCUUGGUGCGCAGGGCGUCAACUAA
Messenger RNA from Penicillium alfredii, 273 nucleotides. RefSeq lists its product as uncharacterized. NCBI's taxonomy places the organism in Eukaryota, Fungi, Ascomycota, Eurotiomycetes, Eurotiales, Aspergillaceae. The transcript is spliced from 2 exons. The record is from RefSeq and is a predicted model, not a curated record. Bases 1 to 273 code for a protein of 90 amino acids.